Messenger RNA from Blastocystis hominis, 633 nucleotides. RefSeq lists its product as hypothetical. Bases 28 to 633 code for a protein of 201 amino acids. The record is from RefSeq and is a predicted model, not a curated record. The transcript is spliced from 5 exons. NCBI's taxonomy places the organism in Eukaryota, Bigyra, Opalinata, Blastocystidae.
AAAACAAGACAGUCUUUGACAAGAGAAAUGUACUCUAUUCAACGGCUUUUGCAGUUGCUGAUUGUCUGUCUUGCGGUUGUUCCGUCGUUGUGUACAGCAUAUGUGAAGAAGAGUUAUUUCAGUGAGCCCAGUAACAAGGACUGGUACACGGGCAUUCGUUAUCGUGACAAUACAAAACUUUUCAUUCCUGGAGAUGUUCCGGAAUCAAACGAACUUCAAAAGCGCACAUCCGAGUAUAGCGUUCAGAAACUGGUGAUGGGCGUCCCUGAUGGCGGCAAGGUGUACAACGCGAUGUCGUUGACCAUUACCGUUCCAAACAAGGAAGCGAACCAACAGCGUGGAAUCCCCAUUUCGAAAAUGACCAACGGUAAUUCUGAGUUCUCCUUAGUGGAUUUCUCGACUGUUUAUUUGAAUCGAGAUGCUCCCCAAACCUACAUCUUUUUCACUUAUUUUGAAAAUAAAACACUCUACAGCUACAAUCUAGCAACAGACAAAAUGACUCCGCUCUCUUCUCUCCCGGUCAAGCAUAUGAAAUCGCUCGGUCAACAUCCCAGCGACAUCACCAUCACAUUACAGGGAACACACGUCCGUUUUUCAUACUAUGCCAUGUUCCUACGCAAAUGGAACGGGUGA